This is a messenger RNA of Drosophila innubila, 930 nucleotides long. RefSeq lists its product as uncharacterized. The record is from RefSeq and is a predicted model, not a curated record. Gene Ontology annotation, cellular component: nucleus. Lineage: Eukaryota; Metazoa; Arthropoda; Insecta; Diptera; Drosophilidae. The coding region runs from base 166 to 519 and encodes 117 amino acids. The transcript is spliced from 2 exons.
AGUGGGCAACAGUGAUACGGUUACAUUGUCGUUGUCCAUUUUAAAUAAACCGUUCAUUGAAGGUGGCGUCGUUUUCGCAGUGAAAAUUUUGCAGUAGAUUAUAUUUAUAUACAUAAAGCGACAAAGCAAAUAUUGCUCAAUAAAUACUUAAGGUACUAAGCAAAUAUGACAUCCACCGAACUGAAAAUUGGCCUUAACAACUCGGCACGUCCAUCCAGUCGCGUUCUGAAGCCACCAGGCGGCGGACAUACCAACAUCUUUUCGGAACCCGAAGUAGCUGUAAAUGCCCCGCGUCCCAAAUACAACCAACAGAACUCUUCCAAUCUAAAUGCCUGCAUGGGCUCCACCGAUGUCAAUAAGGUGGUGGAAAAGAUCCGGGACGAGGUAGCCACCCAAAAGGAGGAACAAAAGCCUGCAGCCAGCCAGCCCAAAGAGAGCAGCAAUGGCAACAAAGCGACAAAUGAUCAGGCGCGUGGACGUGUUCCACCCGGCGGUUACUCAUCGGGUGGCUUCUGGUAGAGCAACGAACCAGAGGAGGAUGGGGUAGCUGUGUGGCUGCCACGCAUUUACUGACACUCACAUAUUCACACACACAAAAAUAUAGACACACACAUACAUACACACACGCCAAGACAUCCUCAACUUCAUUAUACAUUUAUAAAUAUAAAUCGCUUAAAAUAUACCUAUAUACAUAUUUAGCCUAUACACUCAUAUGCAUAUUCCAAAUUGGCUACAAUGCAAAAUGUUCAAACAGUUCUAAACAAGUUUAUUAAAUUCGUCGCUAAACUUUGUCUUUCUUCCGCUUCCUGAUUUUGAAUUUGAUUUAUGAUUUGUGUUUUACUAAGCAUACUAUUUUAUAUCGUCUAACGCAAUUGUUUAAGCAUCAAGUGCGAUUCCGCCCUAAUAAAAAAAAACUACUUAACAAAUUUA